This is a messenger RNA of Ornithodoros turicata, 8354 nucleotides long. It is a transcript of the gene Epac, whose product is annotated as rap guanine nucleotide exchange factor 4-like. Gene Ontology annotation, biological process: positive regulation of GTPase activity; Ras protein signal transduction. The coding region runs from base 1209 to 4244 and encodes 1011 amino acids. NCBI's taxonomy places the organism in Eukaryota, Metazoa, Arthropoda, Arachnida, Ixodida, Argasidae. The record is from RefSeq and is a predicted model, not a curated record. The transcript has 24 exons. Gene Ontology annotation, molecular function: guanyl-nucleotide exchange factor activity. Gene Ontology annotation, cellular component: plasma membrane.
UGCGCUGGAUGGACUUGCGAACAAGUGGGAAAAACUCCGGCGUUAGAACGUGCGGUGUUGCGUCACGGCUGUGUCAGCUCCCGUGAAGCAAACGGCCGGCUUAUCAGUGUCUGCGUGAUGAUCAUCCAUUGUUUUCCCAAGGGCGACCAUCGGUAAAACCUGUGAGGCGAUGCUUGCGUGGACUGUCUUCUGCAACUCUGAAAUCGCGCGCGGACGGCGGCGUUGCUUUCGCCCUUGCUCCGUUGACGCUGCCAGAUGGGACAGCAAGACAGCUGCGUGCGGUGACCUUUAAGUGUUUCUGCAUGAGGUCAGAAUUUCGUAUUACUUCUACAUUUCCUCGGACGAGCCGGAAUCCACUGGACGAGUUUCAUCGUGGCAUUUGAGGCAAAAGUCUGCUGGAAAAAGAAGUCGUUCUGCAACGGCAAUGUCAUAGUGCUUGCUGUGGAACCGUACGGUGUCAUCGGAAGGAAGAAGACUGGCCACACUUCGCACAUCUCUCCGCCUGCCGUACACUUUUGUCCUCUUACUCUCCCUGUACCGACGAACGCCUCUCUAUAGCAUCGCGCCGUUGAGACCGCUUCAUUUCGCAACGUAUCACACUGAUAAUCGCUAUCGGAGCUAUAUCUCGUGCUUUUUUUUUUUUUCUUUCUCGCCUCUACCUGUUUUUGUGCCAAGACGGAACUCGCCCGUGUGAUGUAUGCGCUGUCUGGCGCGGAUGGCACGUAUACACCGUCAUUUCGCAGUUGUGAAUUCCUCGGUGGAUUUCUGGCGUCUCUCGGAGGAUAAUAUGUGGUUUCUGUGGAGAAUUGGUGUGCGUGAUGAUCUGCUCGAAACCGUACUUGGAUGAGUGUUGUGUUCAGUUCGAAGAACGCUUAUUUUCGUGAGAGCAACGAGUCUUGACAGGCAGAACCUUCAUCAAGCAGACCUUAUACCCGUCCCUCCGCAAGGAGUUCUGUCCCCUACAGAGAGAGGGUCUUGAAGACAUUGACGAAGAAGUUGCCGAAGAUGAUGACAGUAUAGCAUAAGACAUACAGAACGAGUGGACAUUGGAUGAAUACCUGGCAGCGUGCCGUUAGAUUCGUGAACGGACAUUACAGCGUGGUGCGCUUAUAGAGCUCGUAUAGUGCACGCCUGUAACCAAUCUAUCCCUACCGUGGGUUCUGUGGGAAUAUUUGGCGAUAUGUGUGUGUUACGUGAGUGCUGACGUCAUGGACGGUCGCCAGAAGAAGCAGUCGUUCAAGGCAGCAGCGUCGUCCACGCUGCAGACGGCGUGCAAGGAGAUUGUGACAAACUUUUGGCCUCGACCAUGGGCUCCGCGCACGGUUUACUAUGUGAACCCUCCGGAUUCCGUGACGCUGUGCACCUUGGGCAUCGGCACGGCCUUCGGAGAAUCAGUGCUGGACAACAGCCCCCACAGUGCCACCGUCGUCACCAAUGAGUACUGUGAACUGCUGCGGAUUGAGCAGAAGGACUUUCGAUCCAUCUGGGAAAGGAACCGGCAUCUGAUGGAGGACAUUGUUUCUCCACUGAGCACCUUGAGGAACUUAUCCGGUUCUACACGUCGCCGUGAGAGCCGUCAAGCGAACGGUACCCUCCGUACAGUACCCCCAGUGGCGACGGGCAAACCCGAGUCACCCUUACGCCUGCCUCCACCAUCUCCAAACGACACCUUCCACGCAAGCCGGCUCUCUACCGCCAACUAUACUUCCACGCCGUCCGUGGAGCUGGCUCGUGCGGGAUGGGUGCUACGGACUCUGCUGUUGUACCAGGCGCCGCAGCUGAUCCGAGAUCGGAAGUACCAUCUUCGCCACUUCAGGCGAUGUAUGGUGGGCACAGAGAUGGUGGACUGGCUGCUCCAGAUGCCCGCUACCCACGUCAGAUUAAAUUCGCGCGCUCAGGCCGCUGGCAUGUGGCAAGUCUUGCUCGAAGAAGGAGUCAUCAACCAUGUGACACACGAGCACGAGUUCAAGGACAAGUACCUGUUCUAUCGCUUCCGUGAAGAUGAAGAGGAACCGACCAAGUUGCCCACAUCGGAAGACCGACUGCACGCCGAGGGUGAACUGCAAGACGUGCUGCUGCUUCUCAUGCAGCUCACACCCGACGCCGUGCUUCGCAUGAUAUUGCGAAAGCCUCCUUUGGAACGCACUCUAGACGAUCUGGACCUCAUAUACGAGGAGCUCUUGCACGUUAAGGCACUCUCUCAUCUGUCGAACAGCGUCAAGCGAGAACUCUACGGGGUCAUGAUCUUCGAGUCGCAUCCCAAAAGCGGAACGAUAUUGUUCAAUCAGGGCGACGAGGGCAAGUCUUGGUACAUCAUCUUCAGGGGAUCCGUCAACGUAGUCAUCUAUGGGAAGGGAGUGGUUUGCACGCUACACGAAGGCGACGACUUUGGCAAGCUGGCUCUCGUCAAUGACGCCCCCAGGGCGGCCACGAUAGUCACUCGGGAGGACAACUGUCACUUUCUGCGCGUGGACAAAGAGGACUUCAACCGCAUCCUUCGCGAUGUGGAAGCCAACACGGUGAGGUUAAAAGAGCACGGCCAAGAUGUCUUAGUCCUACAGAAGAUUCCCACAGAUGCUCGAAACAGCAAUGGAGCACAUUCUCAUUACAAGUACAUGGUAAUGGCGGGAACGCCUCAGAAGAUGCUGGAACAUUUGCUAGAAACAAGAAUAGACAGCAGAACAGAAGAAUGUUCAGCACCUCAUUUCAUGAAGCAGUUCAUGCCAACUCACAAACACGACUUUUCCACCACAGAUACUUUCUUGGAAGACUUUCUUCUUACCCAUGUCAUAUUCAUGCCCAGCCAUCAGCUGUGUCCAGAACUUAUGAAACACUAUCGUAUCGAUGUUGCAAACUCCCGGCAGGAGAAAGAGUUUAUCUUGGCCAAUAAGAGGAGGGUGGUGCUAUUUACAAACAGCUGGGUUACUACCGUACGAGAAUCAUUUUUUGAAGAUCCAACAAUCCAAGCCUACGUAGAGGAACUCCUGAAAUCUGUAAAGGACGACAGCACUAGGUACCCCGGUUGCCUUCAAGAUGAACUAAGAACAAUGUCCAGGAUAAUGGAUAUGCAAGAAAAAUACAUUCGGGAAAAUGAAGCCGCGGCACCGCAGAAGUGGAAAGUGAGCCCAUAUGGACAAAUUCGUCAUCUGUCGGCAGGAAGCACAACGUCGGAUGAAACAGUAGAAGUUCACAGACCGAUCAAGCCAAACGAUGAAAUUGUCUUCAGAGUGUACUGUGCUGACCACACAUACACCACACUCAAAACUCCAAUCAAUGCUACAGCAGAGUACAUCAAGAGGAAUGCGGCGGAGAAACUGAGUUUGAAAGAUGACCUGAUCUUAGUGGAGGUGAAAUCCUCGGGUGAGAGGAUAUCAUUCAAAGACUCUGAAGUGAGCGUACCCACAGGACUCAGUAUCAACGGAAGAGUGUUCAUCUCUCCUGCGGAUCACCUCGAUGCACUGACACCACUAGCAGAGCAGGAAGGCCCAGUGGAGGGAACAGGAGCUCUUCUCGAGACACUCAGUUCUCAUGAUAUUGCUUAUCAUAUGUCGCUCUAUGACUGGUACCUAUUUUCCUGCAUUCACGAGUACGAGCUUAUAUAUCAAGUGUUUGGCAGGCAUCAGUUCCGCAAAAUUAUGUCGAAUCUCGACGUGUUCCAAAGAAGAUUUAACGAGGUUCAAUUCUGGGUUGUGACUGAAAUGUGCCUGGCCACUUCGCUAAGCAGGAGAGUUCAGCUACUCAGAAAGUUCAUAAAAAUUGCUGCCCACUGCCGGGAGUACCAGAAUUUCAACGCAUUUUUUGCGAUCGUGAUGGGCCUGAGCAACGUUGCGGUGAGCAGAUUGAGCCAGACCUGGGAGCGGCUGCCAGGAAAGUUGAAGAGGACGUUCGCCGAGUUCGAGACCCUGAUCGACCCGUCGAGAAACCACCGCCGUUACAGGCUCGCAGUCUCCAAGAUCACUCCCCCCCUCGUACCGUUCAUGCCGUUGCUACUCAAGGAUAUGACCUUUUGCCAUGAAGGGAAUAAGACUUACAUUGAUGGCUUGGUGAACUUUGAAAAAAUGCACAUGAUCGGUCAGACGCUACGUUCUUUGAGACAUUCCAGGAAACAAAGACUGACCCUUGAACCACCACCUCCUAGCAAGGUCCAGCAAGACGUGAGAGAAUAUAUCAGAACUCUAAAGGUGAUCGACAAUCAAAGGAGACUGACCCAACUCUCUCAUGCUUUGGAACCACGACGGCCAUGAAGUGGUGCUCUUGCAGAACUUGAAUAUUUGCAAGCUGAAUCGUGCCCUGCUAAGUGCUGUGAACACUUAAGUGUCGGAGCCCUUCAGCAAGUUGCACUUGAGGUGAAUCCACUCCGUGCUGGAGCAAGCGCGAGAAUUCUUCGAGCAACUUCACCUCGUUAGGCUACAAAGAGGAAAAGAGAGGACCCAUGAAGGACCGAAGUGGCGAAGACAGCCGAUAAGGUUAUGCCGGAGGGAGUUAUAUGGAGGGAAAUGUGUUCCAUGGCUUACACCUUUUUGUAACUCACCAUCCCAACUGCCUAUAAAGAUAGACAAGACGCGAAGUAAGGCUCAGGCCUCAGUUUCCCAACAGUGUUAAGUGUUCAAUUUUGAAUAUGGAAUUGUUAUCUUUCCACAGUCCACCAAUUCUAUUUUAGACACGUUUACCUUGAGCAUUCCCACCUGUAACAUGUGGUUUCUUGACAUUGCAUGAGGAACACAUCCUCAUGAACAAAGCUCCUUUCCGCGGAGUUUCUGUACCUGACAUUUCUAAACUGUCGUCCGUCUUACACAUAUUUUAACUACAGUUCAUUACAGCUAGGAGGAGGUCGCUGUUCUUGUUCGAUACAUGUGUGUUUGGUUGAAGCUUUCUAUCUUGUAUGUUAAUAUAUAUAUAUAAGCAGGCUAUAGGUCACCGUUCGGAAGCUACGAUGGUUUUCUUUCAUGGUCAGGGAGCGUUUUGGCUCAGGAGGAAAUCAUUUCAAAUAUAAAUAGGAGGAAAUAUAAAUCUAAAUGUUGCACUGUUAUUUUAGCAAGUAAUACCCCCUGUCAGACGGGCACACUUAACGGCCUUAACGGUUACGACCUUAAGUGCAUACGGACAUUAACUUCUUGCUAGACGGUCAGACAUACGGCCUUUGCGAUCAAACUGAGAUGUAAGGGCGAUGGAGUUCCCGCAAGACAGUUUACGGCGUUCCCCCGAAACUGUCAAAGCCUCGUUCCCAAACGCCACGAACAAGGUGGUGCACAAUUCCUUCAAUUCGAAAUAAAAUGUCUCUAUGAGACGUAAUGUUCCGCCAACGUCUUUCGCGCUCAACACCUUGAGUUCAUCUGGUGAAUCUUUGCACUCUGCUUCUCGUUAUGUCUCGUCAGUUCGUAGUGACACCCUCGAACCACUGCACUCUGUCGUCUGCAUCCAAAACUGCGCGCGCACGACAAAACAUCGAAAUCACUUCAAAACAAAUAUCAUCUGCUGUUAUUGUUUUUAUAAAUUGGCUAAGUGCAAACCAAACAUUGUUUUCGAGUGCUCAUAGUGAGAGCGAAUGGGAUUUCACUACAUUCCCUUCAACUUUCGCAGAUGUGUUUAUCGGUGUAGACAUCAUCGGCAAAACGCCUUCACAGAUACAGUCUCCCAGGGUUUAAGGCCGUAUUUCAGCUAUGGCCUUUCCUGAAUGCCGUAACCUUAAAAGCCGUAUGUGUGCCUGUCUGAUGGAGGUAUUACAGUGCGCUACAAAAUAAUUAUACUCAUCAUUACUGGCACUUAUAAUAGUGGCAGGCUGUAUAUAUCUAUUCUAAUCUCAAACGGUCACAAAAGUGUUCAAUGUGGGAACAAUCUGUAACUUCAGGAAAGUUCAUCACCAUUUAAGAUGUGUUAAAGCUGUUAAAGAAGAGAUAUAAAAAUAUGUACAUGUAAAACGAACAUGAAGGGGAACAAUACCGGUAAGGUCAGCUCUCUCUCUCACGCAUUUCUGCAACUGACCGUGCAUAUCAGCUAGCCUUAACUGUGUGUGUUCUGUUAAACUAAGUACAGCACUAUAGUUAAGUAUAGUUCAUUUUCUAAUAGACUACACGACAGAGUAACAGACUGCCUAGUCUUAAAUUUUCAUGUUUUUACAUCAUUCAUAUUCAUUUAUGUGUCCUAAACUCAUUUGUAUAGUUGGUGCAUACACUUCAUGCAUACGUGCAAUGUUACGUUUGUGAAUUGCAAAUAUUGUUCUAUAUUUAUAUAAAAACAUUAAUACAAUUAUAGUUUCGAUUUUUGUUAGUAGAGUCUUUAGUUUUAAUAUUGAGUGACCUGUACAUUAGUAUAUGCACACGUUCCGGGGGGGUAAUUUGUAAUCAUGUAUAUCAUGAGCUACUAUGAGCCAAAGAAGCUACUGUCAGACAUGAUUAAUGAAGUUAUUUUGUGGUACUCCUAAAACCGCUUGUUUGCUCAUGUGCUUGUGUCAGUGUAAUUCGUGUACAAGCCGCAUUGCAGAAAUCGCAUUGCAUACAGAGCACGAAAGUGCAAAUGAGUGUGACCUGUACACAUUGUGUUGACAGUUGACAGUGUGUUGACCAUUCAUAGUGCUCACAUCAUUUUGUUGUCACCAUCCUCGUAUGCAGUGAAUGAUCCCUUUUGAUGCACCUCAGACUAGCAAUAUAUCAGUUGUAACAGAGACAAGAGAACACUGAUCUAUGCAAUGUGAUUAACUUUCUCCUACAUCAAAAACUGAUUGACGUCCUCUUACAUCAAAUAAUGAUUUUUACGAGACAGAACUUUACCAUUUGUCCUUGUAUUGUUUUCUGCAUUGAGGCAAUUGUCCACCAAGUUUCCUACCAGAAUACCUAGUGCACUUCUUCAAGCACUAUUUCAGUUGACCACAAUCAACUGUAACCCGUACCAAAGCUGUUUUAUGAUACAGUGAAACCCUCAUGAAAUGCCUCACAAAGUUGAUCAAAUGGUCACAGCAUUUCCAACCAAACUGUAUACAGCCUACUUGCAAGAACAAGAUGUGCUCUGUCCUUGAAAAAAAAAAUUCCACUGGAUCAUUGUUACUUUUUAUGAGCCGAACGACCCGCAGAAAAAUUGAGAACAUCACGCUUAUUCUUAUACCACAUCCGAAAAACUAAGCUUUUGUUGCGCACUGACACACGAACAGCUCGUCUGUCGGAGCUUAGGGCUCACAAAAUUCAAUUUGACAAGACCAACAAGUUGUGUCUCUACAGAACAGACAUAUCAUUCCAUUCUUCCACCAUUUGGUGCUGGAAUUUGGCUGUUUUAGGCAAUCAAUACAUCGUGUCUCCGAAACACCUUACCAGCAGACGUGAGCUGAGGUAAAUAUAGAUAUUCACGUUCCACUUAGUCCACAUUAGUCCAGAGCUUGUGAAAAUUUCAGCAAUUCAUAUAAAUAGACGGGUGCACGCAAAGCCACUAAUACACUUGUCACACGGACAGCGCUAACCACGGUUACCAGACUGAAUACCAGACAGAGCCAGACAGACUAGAGACAGAUACACACACACACAUCACAAUACCAGACAGACAGAACAUGCCAAAGAUAUGACAGCUGCCAACCAAUCUAAAAUUUCUUCCUAUAUUGAAGAGAGUUAAAAGUUGAGCAGGUUGGUCAUACAUGUAAUCAAAAUUGGUGAAAACCAUGAAACCUCCUCAGUGCUGGGUAUAAGAAAAAGACAGCUUGCUUGUCAGUGCUGUGUUCUCUUCUGCCCGCCACUGGGGUUUUUUUACAGAUUUUAAUCCCUACACUGGACGUGACUGUUUCACUGCAUCAUGACUCGCAAGUGUUAGUGCUGUUUACAUUCUCAUCCUUGAUCUACAGAAAAAUAUAAAGUCGGGUGAUUUCCUUAAAACCUGUGCGGUUUGUACGAAGCAUUCCACACAUUAAGAGGUGAACAGAAACCAUUUUUCUAUACAUAGCGUAGCAAGAUAUAACACAUCUAGUUUUUAAACAUCCAGCCCACAGAGUAUUCACCCACAAUAUUUUUACCUUGUGUCGUACCCAGAUACCAAUUCAUCAUACCAACCCCAUAAUUUUAAUUGCGCAAGUUACGACAAGAUGUCAUCGGCAUCUAAAAUAUUACACACCCAAAAUGUCACUUCCCUAAAUUUCUUCUCUGCUAGUCAGUUUAUGACAAAGGGUAUUGUUAAGGUGUACUUUGAAGUGACAGUGUAUAUACUUGUCCACAUAAUGUAAUUUAUAACAUGUGCAUACAUUAUUUAAACAUUCUUUUCAGAAAAUUUAUGAAGGUACUUGUACACAUGUGUAUAAUCUCGCUGUACACUCUGUUCCGGUAUUUGUAUGCAAGUACUUGUAAAUAAAAACCCAUCAGUUUUGAUGCCACAAAGAAUAA